CCCUUUCACUUCCAGUACCCUCCAAAACCCUAAACCCUAAUAAGCUAUAGCUAGUUUCCAUUUUCCAGAGAAAAUCCACUCUCCCCUUUUCGCCGCCCUUUAAACCCUAGAAAAUCGCCAACCACAGUCAUUCUAGCUCAGCCAUGGCCGCCGUCGAGGUUCGCUCCGAUAAGAAGAAGAAGAAGCAACGCGCCGAAGAUGAAGCACCAGACACUCCCAAACCAGUCGGUGACUUGGACUCACAGCCGGCUCAGAAAGACACCGAUUUCAUGAUCAAGCCACAGAGCUACACUCCCACCAUCGACACUUCUCAGUGGCCAAUUCUUCUCAAGAACUACGAUCGUCUCAAUGUGCGAACCGGACACUACACUCCUCUCCCUUCCGGUUACUCCCCGCUCAAACGCCCCCUCGCCGAGUACAUAAGGUACGGUAUUAUGAAUCUCGAUAAACCCUCGAACCCAUCUUCGCACGAGGUCGUGGCUUGGAUUAAGCGGAUCCUCCGUGUCGAGAAAACGGGUCACAGUGGUACCUUGGAUCCCAAGGUCACCGGAAACCUUAUUGUCUGUAUUGACCGAGCCACCAGGCUCGUCAAGUCUCAGCAGGGUGCCGGGAAAGAGUAUGUUUGUAUUGCGAGGUUGCAUUCUGCGGUGCCCGAUGUCGCCAAGGUGGCUAGGGCACUCGAAACCCUUUCUGGGGCUGUGUUUCAGAGGCCACCCCUGAUAUCUGCUGUUAAAAGGCAGCUUAGGAUUAGAACUAUUUAUGAAAGUAAGCUACUUGAGUUUGACCCAGAAAAGCAUUUGGUUGUUUUUUGGAUUUCUUGUGAGGCUGGAACCUAUGUUCGGACGCUUUGUGUCCAUUUGGGUCUGAUUCUUGGUGUUGGAGCCCAUAUGCAGGAGCUUAGGAGAGUGAGGUCUGGCAUUCUGGGUGAGAAAGAUAACAUGGUUACUAUGCAUGAUGUCAUGGAUGCCCAAUGGGCUUACGAUAAUUAUAGAGAUGAGAGUUACUUGAGGAGGGUGAUUAUGCCACUUGAAGUAAUUCUGACGAGUUAUAAGAGAUUGGUGGUGAAGGACUCUGCUGUGAAUGCCAUUUGUUAUGGUGCUAAGUUGAUGAUUCCUGGGUUGCUGAGAUUUGAGAAUGACAUUGAGGCUGGUGAGGAAGUUGUGCUUAUGACAACCAAAGGAGAAGCAAUUGCUUUGGGGAUUGCAGAGAUGACUACUGCAGUUAUGGCUACUUGUGAUCAUGGUGUGGUGGCUAGGAUUAAGAGGGUGGUGAUGGAUCGGGAUACUUAUCCAAGAAAGUGGGGUUUGGGUCCGAGAGCAUCGAUGAAGAAGAAGUUGAUUGCUGACGGGAAAUUGGAUAAGCAUGGGAAGCCUAAUGAUAAUACACCUCCAGAAUGGGCUAGGAAUUUGGUUUUGCCUACUGGCGGGGAUUCAAUGGUGGCAGGCUUUGCAGCUGCAAGCGAACCCACCAUUGUGGAGAAGCAGUCUUCAGUAGUGGAGGAAGUAACUGGUGAAGAGAAGGAGAAGAAAAAGAAGAAUAAGAAUAAGUGUAAUGAAGAUGAGGGAGGACUUAAGAGAAAAUUAGAUGCAGUGGAGGAUGAAGUUGCCGAGGGCAAAGAGAGUAAGAAGAAGAGGAAGAAGGAUAAGGAGAAUGGGCAUGACGAUGAUGGGGCAAAGUCUGCGAAGGUCAAGGUUCAUAAAGAUAAAGAGGAAGCUACCUCACCUGAAACUGAGAAGUCUGAGAAAAAGAAAAAGAAAAAGAAGAAUAAAGAAGCUGAGGAUGAUGCUGCUCAAUCUCCCAAAGUCACUGGCGAUGACAAGGGUGACAGUGAGGCUGAUAAGAGUGAGAAGAAGAAGAAGAAGAAAAAGAAAAACAAAGAUGCUGAAGAAGAUUAGAUGAAAAGGAUUUGAUUUUUUUUUUCUGUUGUCUAAACUGUUUUUAUCUUAAUGUUUUUUCUUCUGUAGCAAAUUUUGCCUUGGUAGCAUUACUUUUUUUAGCACUCCCCUGAGCACAACUUUUUUACAGUUUGCCUCUUCAUGGCAUAAUUAGUAGUUGAACUCUCAGGGAGAAACCCUUCUUACUAUGGGAAAAAAGAGAGCUCGUGGUUAUGGAUUAGUUAUCUUUUUUAAUUGCAAUGCAUUUAUAGUAGUUAUAGUGCUUUCAUUUUCA
Molecule: messenger RNA, 2169 nt
Organism: Humulus lupulus (European hop)
Lineage: Eukaryota; Viridiplantae; Streptophyta; Magnoliopsida; Rosales; Cannabaceae
Product: H/ACA ribonucleoprotein complex subunit 4-like
Exons: 1
Coding region: 144-1895 (583 amino acids)
Biological process (GO): snRNA pseudouridine synthesis; mRNA pseudouridine synthesis; box H/ACA sno(s)RNA 3'-end processing
Cellular component (GO): box H/ACA snoRNP complex
Molecular function (GO): pseudouridine synthase activity; RNA binding
Source: RefSeq, a predicted model, not a curated record